Lacerta agilis (Sand lizard) is the source of this 2345-nucleotide messenger RNA. It is a transcript of the gene NOX4, whose product is annotated as NADPH oxidase 4. Bases 93 to 1838 code for a protein of 581 amino acids. Gene Ontology annotation, biological process: defense response; superoxide anion generation. The record is from RefSeq and is a predicted model, not a curated record. Gene Ontology annotation, cellular component: NADPH oxidase complex; plasma membrane. The transcript is spliced from 18 exons. Lineage: Eukaryota; Metazoa; Chordata; Lepidosauria; Squamata; Lacertidae. Gene Ontology annotation, molecular function: superoxide-generating NAD(P)H oxidase activity.
AAGGAAGCCAAGCCUCUCCCUCCGGCCGCCCCCAAAGUACAAAAGCAGAGAGAGAGAGAGCCGGUGGCCGGACUACUUCAUCGGCCGGGACCAUGGCUGCCUCCUGCCAGAGCUGGCUCGCCAACGAGGGCAGCAAACACCUCCUUUUGCUGCUCUGGCUGUCUCUCAACGCGGGGCUGUUUUGGAGAACCUUCCGGAUGUAUUAUCGGGGUCCUCAGUAUUACUAUCUGCAUCAGAUGCUGGGGCUAGGAUUGUGCCUCAGCAGAGCUUCUGCGUCGGUUCUGAACCUCAACUGCAGCCUGGUCCUCUUGCCCACGUGUCGGAUUCUCCUAUCCUUCCUCCGAGGAUCUCGGAAGGUUGCAAGCCGAAAAACCAGGAGGCUUCUGGACAAAAGCAAAACGUUCCAUGUGACAUGUGGCGUGACGAUAUGCGUCUUUUCAGUGAUCCACGUCGCUGCCCACCUGGUGAAUGCUCUGAACUUCUCUGUGAACUACAACGAAGAGUUCCUGGCGCUCAAUGCAGCCAGCUACCACGGCGAGGAUCCCAGGAAACUCCUUUUUGCUACAGUUCCUGGAUUAACUGGGGUUCUUAUGGUGUUGGUGCUCUUCCUAAUGUCUACAGCCUCUACUUAUGCCAUUAGGGUUUCUGAUUAUGACAUCUUCUGGUACACCCACAACCUCUUUUUUGUCUUCUACUUUCUGCUGAUGCUGCAUGUUUCUGGAGGAGUUCUGAAAUACCAAACUAAUCUAAAGGAGCACCCGCCGGGGUGUUUCAACCCUAAUGCAACAAUUCAAGAGGACAGGCAAUUUGUGGCUGGUUUUGAAAAGCUGCCCUCUAAAAAUGCCCUGGAGCCUCUCCCUGGAGGGUUGGUGGAGCUGGAACCACUUCUUCAAAGCAGCUUUGUGUGCACCGAGGAACCGAAAUUUCAAGCCCACUUUCCCGAGACAUGGCUCUGGAUCUCAGGACCGUUGUGUCUGUACUGUGCCGAAAGGCUUUACCGCUACAUCUGUAGUAGCAACAAACCUGUCACGAUAACUGCGGCCAUCAGCCACCCCUGCGAUGUCCUUGAGGUGCGGAUGGUGAAGGAGGACUUCAAAGCAAGACCUGGACAGUACAUCAUUCUGCAUUGUCCCAGCGUGUCGUCAGUAGAAAGCCACCCAUUCACCCUAACGCUGUGCCCAACAGCUUCCGAAGCAACUUUUGGGGUCCACGUUAAGGUCGUUGGCGACUGGACUGAGAGAUUUCGGGACCUGCUGUUCCUACAUUCCACUUGGGAUGCUGAGAUCCUGCCGGUCUUCCAGCAGAGGCAUUAUCCUAAGCUGUAUGUGGACGGUCCCUUCGGAAGCCCUUUUGAAGAGUCUUUCCAUUACGAGGUUAGCCUCUGUGUGGCUGGAGGCAUCGGAGUGACCCCGUUUGCAUCGAUCCUCAACACCCUGCUUGACGGCUGGGAACGCUACAAGCUUAGAAGGCUCUACUUCAUAUGGGUGUGCAGGGACAUCGCGUCGUUCCGCUGGUUUGCUGAUCUGCUCUGCAAGCUGCAUAACAAGCUCUGGCAAGAAAACCGACCAGACUUUGUAAACAUUCAACUGUACCUCAGUCGAACAGAUGGGAUGCAGAAAAUAAUUGGCGAGAAAUACCAAGUGCUGAACCGCCGGCUUUUGAUUGGUCGGCCUCGCUGGAAACUCCUGUUUAAUGAAAUCGCCAAGUGCAACCGACAGAAGACGGUUGGCGUUUUCUGUUGUGGACCCAAUGGAAUUUCGAAAGCCCUCCACAAACUGAGCAACAGCAGCAACCCCUAUGGGACGAGGUUUGAAUACAACAAAGAGUCCUUCAGCUGAAAGCCCCCGGGGCUUAAUAGGAACUGUUUGGAAGGCCUGAGUGCAAUUGAAAAGACUUCGAAAAUGAGCAGCGGCGACGUUGCAUACCAAAGAGUAGCCAAAGUCUUUCGUCUGUGCAUUUGUAUGUGUGUGUGUGUGUAAUUUAUAACUAUUUAAAACUCUAGAAAGGCAAAGAAACAAAACGAAAUACGCUCUAGCACGGAAGCCAAAAUACCGUAGGAGUUGGCCGUUCAUCUUUACAGAGGGCUUGAAUUAGCUGAAGACAAUUAGAGACGCAUAGGGUGGCUUAUAUGGCUGGCUUUAAGGUCAAUCUGUGCAUUAUUUGGAGUUUCUCCACCUCAGGGCAGCAGGCCCUGGAAAGGGGCACUAGAUUGAUCAGGCUGAGGGGUGGGGGGGGGAAUGUAUUGGAAGCGAAAUGCUGCUCUGCGCUGGCAAAUAAAUAAAGCAAUUUUGAAACGGAAAGGCUUUGAGCAAAAUUGUUACAGGAUUAAUAGCAGAGGGGAAAGG